CUCCACCUCCCUCCCAGGGCCAAGCUAAGGGAGCAGAUAGUGAAAGCUACCACUCACACCAGACCUGGGCUGGCUGGCGGGCUGGAUCCUGAAUAAUCUACUAAACAGCACUGAUUGCCCAGCGCUGCAAGGGUUAACCACUACACCUGGUCUGGAGUCUGGAUGAUCUACUAAACAGCACUGAAAGGGUUAACCACCACACCUGUUCUGGAAGCUGAAUUAUCUACUAAACAGAUCUGAUUGCCCAGCACUGCAAGGGUUAACCCUCUCCUGCCGGAGUACCAUGCUCCCUCUGAACCUGCUAUAAUACAGGACUGUCCUGUAAUUAUUCCUCCCGUCACUGUGAACAGUCUGCAACACUUACACCAUGUCGUACGGGAAUCUAACCAAUCCGACCUACUCCCCGGAGGCUUCCCCAGAGACUGGAGGGGCAUUCGUCUAUGAUAAUAUGGUUCAUUCAUACCUUGACCUCGUGCAGCGAAACCCUUUCCCUUCCGAUAUAGUGAGUGCUGCAAUUCAUAAUUUCAACCCCUCAACUGCAGUCACACAGAUUUUAAACUAUGAAAUCGGAUAUCUGGUGGCGAUUGCCAUUGGGGUAAUAUUCAUUAUUGUGAUGCCACUGGUUGGAUUGUUCUUCUGCUGCUGCCCCUGUUGUAGGAACUGCGGGGAAAAGAUGUAUCAGAAGCAGACUGAGAAAAGGACCUGCAAAAGGAGAUUCCUCUACUUCUUCCUGUUUAUUAUCACCCUAAUAAUUUUUGCCGGAAACAUCCUUGCGUUUUAUACGAACCAAAAAAUGAGCAACGUAGUGGACAAAAGUUUUACUGUCUAUAAUAACACAGUAGGCAACAUGAGAACGUAUCUGGACUCGGUGCCACAGCAAAUUGACCAAGUUAUUACAGCAAGUAACAUACCAAUAAACACAGCCAACAACUCCAUUACAAAUAUUGGUUCGGUUCUUGGAGGACAAAUUAAGUACAGUAUUGAACAAAAUGCAAAUGGUACACUGAAUUCAGUACAACAAAUGGUGAAUGACCUAACUGCAGUAUCGAAUUCCAUGACUUCUGUGAAUAAUCAUUUUACUGACUUGACAACACAACAGGGAAUUAUAGCCCAAAAUCUAACUGAUGUCAAAGCAAGAAUCCAAUCCACCAAAGACUCCUGUACAGGUUGUUCUGGGUUCCCUCCUCUCGAUGGCCUGGCAAUGGGCUCUAAUUUCCAAAACACGCUUCCAGACUUCACUAGUUCGAAGAAGACUGUCGAUGAUCUCUUGAGCUCCGGAAUCAAUUCUACAUUAGACCAGGCGCGUAAAACGAUAUUAGAUAUUCCUGACACAGUCAAAAAUCAAACCGGCAGUACCGUAACGAAUGUGCAAGCGCAACUAGACAAAAUAAAAAAUGAAGUACAAAAAGCCGGCAAUAUGUCUUUCAUUACGGAUACCGUAAAAACAGUAAAAAGCUUUUUAAACGAAAGUGACACGUAUGUGACAAAAUAUGAGCCUUCCGUCCAGCAAUAUGAUUAUUAUAGAUGGAUUGUCGGAAUCUGCCUCUGUUGCAUUGUGCUCUUAGUGGUUGUGUGCAACUUGUUUGGUCUGUUUUGUGGCCCCUGUGGUCACAGAGAUAAUGUUGACCCAACAGAACGCAGCUGUCUAUCUAACUCUGGUGGAGAUUUCUUCAUGGCAGGUACUGGAUUCAGUUUUAUUUUUGCGUGGCUACUGAUGUUGGUGGUGGUUGUGCUCUUCAUCAUCGGUGGAAAUUCCUAUACUUUGUUCUGCAAACCGUGGGAUAAUAGCCAACUUUUUCAGUUUGCUGACACAGAGUUGAACUUAUCUCAAACUUUCAAAAUCAAUGGCUUAAACAUAUCAUCAUUAUAUAGAAAUUGCCAGAAUAAUACGUCUUUGUGGCAGGCGCUAAACCUGAAUAGUAAAAUCGAUCUGGAUAGUCUCCUAAACAUCAGUCAGUAUACAGAUCAAGUCAACAAGACUCUCGAUGACACCAAAGUCAACAUAAAUAAUCUAACAUUUCUAGAGGACAGUCAGAAGGACCAAGUCACAAAGGUGUCCAAUGCAGGAAUUAAUGACCUCAACUUCACAGAUGUCCAACAACAGAUGAACAAAAACAUCACUGUUGCAAACCUUACUGCAUUUGCAGAACUAUUGGAUAACAUUGCAAGUACUACAACAAACAAUACUAUAAAAGGAGAAUUAACAGCUGAGGCUAAUGAUCUAAGGAGUAUCCAGACAUCAAUAGACACAAAACUACUACCACAGAUUAAAACGCUGAAUGACAGUAUCAACAAUCUGAAAUCGAUAUCCCCAAACCUGGCUGGGAAUUUAAAUCAGACGCUGGCACGGGUCGCAGCCACUCAGAGUUUUGUGAAUGCAAAUGUAUCUACCAUUGUAAAAAAUGAGAUUGGGAAUUUCUUGAACACCAUAUUACAAUAUUUCACCGAUUACAUAAGCUGGUCUAAGGACACGAUCAAGCAGAAAGUAGCUCGAUGUGCUCCUGUCUAUAGUGCUGUGAAUUCUGUGCAGAUUGUUCUCUGUGAUUACUUCGUGGACUCAUUGAAUGGCUUUUGGUUUAGCUUGGGCUGGUGUACUAUAUUCUUGAUUCCAAGCAUCAUCCUGUCCGUGAAACUCUCAAGAUACUACAGACGGAUGAAGUCAUCAGAUACAUUUGACGAUCCCAGUCACAUGGAGAUGACUUCGACUUCACAACAAUUUUUAAUUCCUCGCGUAGUCGCAAAAGCUUGAAACGGAGUGACCAUUUUUUUUGUGAACUAUGUACGCCAAAUGACGAGGCUACAAAAUGGAUUUAAUUACUGUGUGGGAUCAAAAUAGGGAUUUCUUGUUAAUUGUCUUUUUUCUAAUCAGCAUAUUUAUUUUUUUUAAAUGAUUUAUUUAUUUCCAUGGAAUUUCACAGAAUGUUCAUAUUGUUAGAUUGGCAGACUCUGGACAAGGUUAAUGGGAGUAAUAGCCCAGACGACAGGGACAGACUUUGCCUCUCUAUAGGGUGAAGGGAGUAGAAAGUUAGAUUAAAUGUGUAAAUGUACAUACACACAAACUGCUGCUGGAGACCGUAAAAUGCACAUAUUUUAAUAGAAUGCCUGGAAACUGUGUAGAUAUCACGGGUUAUGACAAAAGGUGGAACUACUGAAAGCUGGACAUCAGUAUAACAGAUCCCCAGCAAAAAAUGGACUACAUCCCCUGUGAUUACAGUCAUAAAGAAAUCAGAGAUAAUGCCAAUUGAAAGCCUUUGUCUUAAAAACUAUUUGCUUUACUGUGCAUUAUAUGAUAAACUAAGGGUUCGCAUAUCAGGAGACCUCAGUCAGAUUGGACAUUCCCGGAUCAUCUGACUUUUUU
Molecule: messenger RNA, 3358 nt
Organism: Pelobates fuscus (common spadefoot toad)
Lineage: Eukaryota; Metazoa; Chordata; Amphibia; Anura; Pelobatidae
Product: prominin-1-A-like
Exons: 25
Coding region: 368-2749 (793 amino acids)
Cellular component (GO): cilium; prominosome; apical plasma membrane
Molecular function (GO): cholesterol binding
Source: RefSeq, a predicted model, not a curated record